Morchella importuna is the source of this 1023-nucleotide messenger RNA. RefSeq lists its product as uncharacterized. Bases 1 to 1023 code for a protein of 340 amino acids. The transcript has 2 exons. The record is from RefSeq and is a predicted model, not a curated record. NCBI's taxonomy places the organism in Eukaryota, Fungi, Ascomycota, Pezizomycetes, Pezizales, Morchellaceae.
AUGAUUACCGGCUCUGUCAUACCACUUAUCCUCCUGGCUGCUGCAUCAGCUUCCCGGGUCGCCGCAUUCCCCAACGACAAUCUCGCUCGCCGUGCGGAUGCAGCUACUCCUACUACUGCUACUACUACUGAAGCACCCACACCCUGGGUCAGCAUCUACCCCGACGGCAGCGCCUCGACCUUCACCGAGCACGUAACCACAAACACCCGCGGGCAGUCCACGACGGUGGACACACAGCCCACAGGCUCCUCCAUCCCCGACACCUCUCGGUCCCAGGAUGUGUUUGCGCAGUGCGACAGUGACAGGUACGAGCUCACGCCAAAGGGGAACACCCAGCCGUGGAUCCCGUUCUGCGCGCCCCUCAAUGGCACGGAGUGGUGGUACACGGGCAAGUAUUAUGUUACGUGGAACCCAAACUUUUGGCAGAGGAACUCGACGGUGACGGUCAUGCUGCAUUACAUCAACUACGGAGGCGCGGGGGAGCUGGCGGACUCGUGGGAAGUUGCAAACUACCUCGGGUUCCACCCCAUCGUGCCCUCCAAGGACUGGCUCAAGAACCAGACGGCGCUCAACGAGGGCGUGAAAAAGGACCUCACGGAGCAGCCCAUGGCCUUCUCCAUCGUGGGCUCCGACACCUCGUCUGGCAACGGUGUCCAGGAGGGGCCCACCAUCAUACUUACGUCAGACCCGAAGGCCGCCCCCGUGGACACAUCGCCGAACAACCGGCCGCCGGUUAGCACGCUGGGUUUGGCGAUUGGGCUGCCCCUCAUGGUGGUGUUUGUGGCGGGGACACUGUGCUGCCUCCAUUUCUGCAUGAGCAGUAAGCGCAAGGUGGGGCCCGUAUCGAUUGGUGGUGGACGUAGGCACCUGGUGGGGCGUGGAUACAGCGGCCGGGCGGAGAGGAGGAGGAAGGCGGCGGCGAUGGGGGGGCAGGCGGCGUAUAGGGAUGAUGUGGCCGAUGUUGACCCAGCCGACGGGAGGGGAGCGGAGUGGGAGCUGGCAAAUGUCAAGGGGGGGAAUUAA